Molecule: messenger RNA, 1466 nt
Organism: Phanerochaete carnosa HHB-10118-sp
Lineage: Eukaryota; Fungi; Basidiomycota; Agaricomycetes; Polyporales; Phanerochaetaceae
Exons: 6
Coding region: 80-1258 (392 amino acids)
Molecular function (GO): catalytic activity
Source: RefSeq, a predicted model, not a curated record
GUGGUGCCAUGCUGGCUGCUAAGCCAUUGAUCCUCGUGAGAACCUCCGAGACGACGGAGGACACGAAGUAGAUAAAUACAUGCACCUGAAGGCCUACCAGCCUCAUCCCGCUCAUCAACAAGCUUCCUCACCAGCCACCCUCCUGCACUCGCACUUUCGCAUCCUCUACACAAAACAAGCAGAUAUGCCAGGCCUCGAGUUGUACGGAUCCUCUGAGCCUGCCGCCCCCAGCCCCGUGGCUGAGAUCUCCGAGCCGGUUACUCCCAUUGAGGAGUCGGUGGUGGACGCGCCAAUUAGGGAACGCACGGUCUACUACAACCCCCGCCUCGACCCAAAGAACUACCUCGAGGGCCCCCUGUCUCUGAAUGCCGCGACACGUCUCCGCCAGAUGCUCGCAAGACCAGGCAUCGUGGUUGCUCCGGGUAUCUGUGACGGUAUCAGUGCACGCUGCGCGCUUGAAGCUGGCUUCGAGUGCCUCUACCAGAGUGGUGCCGCGACAACCGCGUCCCGCCUUGGCAUGCCCGAUCUGGCUAUUGCGACUUUGAACGACUUUGUCGAGGCGGGUGCCAUGCACGCUUCGCUCGACCCGACAGUGCCUGUCAUCGCAGACGCGGACACUGGUUUCGGAGGCCCGUCCAUGGUCGCACGCACGGUCACCAAGUACAUCCGCGUCGGCCUCGCGGCGUGCCACAUCGAGGACCAGGUGCAGACGAAGCGCUGUGGACACCUGAUGGGCAAGCAGGUCGUCUCACGCGAGGAGUUCGUCACGCGCAUCCGCGCCGCGGUCAUCGCGCGCGACUCUGUCCCCGGCGGCUCGGACUUUGUGAUCAUCGGCCGCACGGACUCGGCGCAGGUGCUCGGCAUGGACGAGGCCGUCUUCCGCCUGAAGCUCGCCGCCGACGCCGGCGCGGACGUGUGCUUCAUUGAGGGCGUCAAGACCGCAGAGCUGCUCACGAAGACCAUCGCUGCGCUCGCGCCGAAGCCUGUGCUCGUCAACGUCAUCUCUGGCGGCCUCACGCCCUCGUUUACCUGCCAGGAGGCAGAGGAUCUGGGUGCCAAGAUCAUCAUCUUUUCUCUCGUCUCCUGCGUCGCUGCCGUGCACGGUAUCCGGGCCGCGAUGCGCUCACUGAAGAAGACCGGCACGGACUUCUCAUCUGCGCAGGGCAUGGACCCGAAGGCGUUCUUCGAAGUCAUGGGUCUCAACGAGGUCGUCAGCCUGGACGCGCGUGCAGGCGGAAAAGCCUUCGAGGAGAUCUAAAAUACCAGCAGGGCCAUCACGUUCUGCAUUAUUCACCUGCUACAUGCUUCUCACUCUACACGGGAUAUCGACGCACUAUUUAGAUGGGCCCAUUUUUGCAUUCUGUAUUCACACCACAUACUUUAUUAGACCGUAUGUGUAGCGGUAUCCACGCUGUUUUGUACUCCUGCAUUGUCUGAAGUAAUCAAAUUCGCUUCAAGUUCGCUCC